Messenger RNA from Komagataella phaffii GS115, 543 nucleotides. RefSeq lists its product as uncharacterized. NCBI's taxonomy places the organism in Eukaryota, Fungi, Ascomycota, Pichiomycetes, Pichiales, Pichiaceae. Gene Ontology annotation, biological process: phospholipid transport. The coding region runs from base 1 to 543 and encodes 180 amino acids. Gene Ontology annotation, cellular component: mitochondrial intermembrane space. The transcript has a single exon. The record is from RefSeq and is a predicted model, not a curated record. Gene Ontology annotation, molecular function: phosphatidic acid transfer activity.
AUGGUUCUUUGGUACAAGAAUCAGCACAUAUUCAAUCAUGAUUUUACCACUGUAUCGCUUGCUUACCUGAACCGGUAUCCUAAUCCGUAUUCCACUCACGUUCUAUCGAUAGACACUCUCAACAGACAUAUUGACAAAGAUGGCAAACUACACCAAACGAAACUUAUCACCAAGACCGGAAGACUACCACAGUGGGUAAAGCCCUUUCUGGGCAAGAUCUCUCAUUCUAACAUUUUGGAAAUGACUGAGAUCGACCCUGUGUCUCAGACAAUGAAUACGUACACCCGAAAUUUGGACCAUACAAGGAUCAUUCGGAUUGAAGAAUACACAACCUUCCAAUAUGACAAAGAAUGUCAAACCACCACAUGCAAGAGUAAAGUUAAGUUUUCCAGCGGAUUCAGAGGAUUUGGGGUCAAGAAUCGUAUUGAAAAAUGGUCACAUAGUAAAUUUGAUGAGAAUAUUAGUAAGUCCAGGCAAGGGUUGAAAUUUGUCAUGGAGAACAUCAAGUACAGGUUGAAUAAUAGAACCUUGUCCAAUAUUUAA